AAGUAAAAACUUUCAGUACAGUUUUCCUAAACUGUGUCCUUUAGUGAUCCCCUCCCCUUGAGAGCAGAGAGCCAAUACCUGAGUCUGUCUUCUAAAAAGCACUUCCUUGGCAGGUUGAGCCAGUCUUAGUGCUUCUGCAGUUCCUGCCACAUUGUCCAUCAGUGUUUUCCCAUGCCCCCUUCAAAAGGUUUUUUUCAGCCUGGGAGGGUAGACAUGGUUGAAAACCCAAUAACUUCAAUUUUUAAUCCUCUCCUUCAGAUUCUUUGUUUUUGUUUUGUUUUUUGCCAGAGGUAUUAGCAGGAUAAACUAAUGGAAGAGGACUGACAAUAUGCACCUAGGAGGGGAUAGAACUGUUUCAGUGCUUAACUUGGUUUGCUAUGAUUUCUGAGAUUGGGCCUCUAUGGUGUAUUUCUGUGAGGAUGCAGAAGGCUGAUACACAGCUUAUUCUUUCUAUCUUAUCUUCUUCCAUUGCCAUUCCAGGCUUCAAACAUCCAGUACUACCCGUCUUUGUCUUGUGCCAACUGUGGUUGUCAUCUCUCUUUCCAUCAGCCUGUCUAACAUUUUAAAACAUUCUGAAAUGUUUAAAGAACAGAUUCUUCUACCACAGUUGUUUGAAAGUGUCCUGGCUUCUGACAUUUUUGUUUGAAGGAGUCCUGCCUGAGGAAUUCUUCAGGAGAUAGCAGGGAUGAGAGCUGUUAAGCCAUUAUGUUUGUUCAGCUGCACACAAGACCAUGGAAAGUCCCAUGAGAGGCCUAUAAUUCAAUCUGAGUAGAAAUCCAUUAGUUUAAAAGCAAUCUGCUCCCAACUCUUCCGCCAGAAAUGGUCUAAAUGCUAGAGUAACUGACAGAAUCUAAAAGGAGACAUAAUCAGCAAAUAUGGAAGAGGAUACCAAACCUAUCUUGGUUCCUGUGGGAAGUGAUGAAAGCAAUUAUGGAAUCAUGAAUAUACAGUUUAAUCCAGAAGACUAUAAGUGCAAAAGACCAUUUCACGUGGAGCCCACAAACAUAGUCAGUGUGAACGAUGACAUGCAAAGAGUCACUGAUGAAGCUUCAGCAAUGAAUAAGCGGAUUCAUUACUAUAGCAGGCUCACAUCCCCUACAGACAGGGCAUUGAUUGCUCCUGAUCAUGUACUCCCAGCUCCCGAUGAAAUCUACGUGUACAGUCCAUUAGGAACUGCUUUUAAAGUUGAGAGUUGCACAGAUGGCUAUGGUAAAAACUCCAGUCUAGUGACAAUAUUUAUGAUAUGGAAUACCAUGAUGGGUACAUCCAUAUUAAGUAUCCCGUGGGGAAUAAAACAGGCAGGCUUCACUUCUGGAAUUAUUCUCAUCUUACUGAUGGGCAUUUUGACUCUUUAUUGCUGUUACAGAGUCGUGAAAUCACGGCAAGUGAUACCUUUAACCGAUACCUCAAACUGGGAAUUCCCAGAUGUUUGCAAGUAUUACUUUGGAUCCUUUGGUCAAUGGUCAAGCCUCUUAUUUUCUAUGGUAUCACUUGUUGGAGCCAUGGUUGUUUAUUGGGUACUUAUGUCCAACUUUCUGUUCAACACAGGGAAAUUUAUAUACAACUUUGUUCAUGACAUUAAUGUAACAGACAUUGUUCCUGGCACCAAUGGCAGUAACAAAGUCAUUUGUCCAAGUGCUGCUAGUGAUCACCCACCACAGAACAGGAGUGUGAUGUUCUCUUCUGGCAACAGAACAGGUUUUGAACUCUUUGAGGAAUGGUGGGACAAAUCACAAACAGUACCAUUUUACCUGAUUGCUGUUCUUCUACCCCUGUUAAAUCUGAAGUCUCCAUCCUUCUUUGCGAAGUUUAAUGUUCUAGGUACGGUUUCAGUUGUCUACUUAGUUUUUCUGGUUACAAUAAAGGCUGCUCAUCUGGGAAUACACUUAGAAUUCAACUGGUUUACAGAGAAUGAAUUUUUUGUACCAGAGUUUAGAAUUCUGUUCCCUCAGCUCACGGGGGUUCUAACACUUGCCUUCUUCAUCCACAAUUGUGUCAUCACACUUCUUCAGAAUAACAGGAAUCAAGAAAACAAUGUGAGAGACCUCUCUAUUGCAUACUUCCUGGUUGGACUAACAUAUCUGUAUGUUGGAGUGAUAAUUUUUGCAUCUUUCCCUUCUCCACCAUUAUCCAAAGAAUGUAUUGAACAGAAUUUUCUAGAUAACUUUCCCAGUGAUGACAUCAUGUCAUUUGUUGCAAGAAUAUUCCUGCUGUUCCAAAUGAUGACUGUAUACCCACUGUUGGGCUAUCUGGCACGAGUUCAGCUGUUAAGACAGUUUUUUGGAAAUGCUUACCCAAGCCUUUUCCACGUGCUUAUCCUGAACCUAGCCAUCGUAGGAGCUGGAGUAGCAAUGGCAAGAUUUUAUCCAAAUAUAGGAGGUAUCAUAAGAUACUCUGGAGCAACAUGUGGUCUGGCCUUCGUAUUCGUGUAUCCAUCACUUAUCUACAUGAUCUCCCUGCACCGUGCUGGGCAGCUGACGUGGCCUGCAUUGAUCAUUCACAUCUUUAUAAUCCUCCUUGGACUGGCUAAUCUGAUUGCACAAUUCCUAUUGUGAAAACUCCCCCUUCUCCCGUGGCUGUCACAAGUGGUACUGCGAUAUUUGGCAACAGCCUUGAGCAACACUGUGAGGCAUGAGAACCGUCCCCAGUGUGAGGAUCUUGAGAACAGCUGCACCUUUGAAACAAAUUUGAAACACAUCUUUCAAGUGCUUUACAGGAAACAUGUCUUGCUUCUCUGAAAACACAGGUUUAUGAAAAGUGAAAUGGUUCAGAUUUGAGUGAUACAGUUCUCAUUUUGUUCAAGAUACAUUAAUUAAUGUAUCUUGAACAAGAAAUGUAUCUUGAAUAAAAAAAUUAACAAAGUUUAAAUAUUUUAAUUUUUUACAGCACAUUUCUCCAAACAAAAAGCUUCCAGCCUCAAGCUGUGGAAGUCUUUCUCCAAAUGAGCUGUCCUUACCUUGAUUAGCAGACAUGCUUUCUCAGUAUUGUUCAGUGACUCUUUGAAAUGCUCUUUUGUUGCAGUUAUUUUCCUGAUUUGUUUAGAAAAAGAAGAAUUUAUUGUCUUUCCUCUUUUUUUUCAGGUUAAUUUAUUGUCACUUGGGUCAAAAUGCACUCUUAAUUUUGAAUACACUAUUAAAUUGUUUUGGCAAUAUUUUUCCUCUAGGAAAUUCCAACAUAGAGAAACAAUAAACUCAUGUUUCAGUGUUUUAUUCAGAACCAAUAUAUACACAAGUUAUUUGUGAUCUUACAAUACAAAAAAGCCGGGAGGAUAAAAAAAAAUUAGAACAAGACAAUUAAAAUUAGUAUUCCAGGCUUGACCUCAGUUCAACUCUGUUACUGGGCUAUUAUGUGCUGUGAAGUUGUCUUGUCAGGAGUUGCAUGUGGCUUUUAUGGAUGCAUGGUGUACACAGCAUUUAUUCCUCACAGGCCUGCCCUUGUAGGGUCUUCCUCUGGUGGUCUCUCACUUCCCCACCAUGUUACUCCAGACACUUUGAGUGUGAGCAGAGAAACAAAGACAGCACUCUUCAGAAUCAUGGAUGAAGUAAAAGAAUUUAAGUUUUAAAUAAUUUUUAACAGGAGAUGGAAGAAUCUUGGAAGAUUGUGUUGUGGGGCUGUUUUUUGGGAUUUUUUUUACUUCUUGUUUACAGAUCAAGAGGGUGUACAUGCGUAAGCGCAUAGACACCUUCCUUCAUCUACCUGCUGUAACUCUGUCUUAUCUCAAAACAUGCAGUAAUUAGGUUGCCAGACACAAGUGGGAUGUCAUUUUUGUGGUUGGAGAGAGAAUAGAAAGUCCUCUUUGUGCAGAAUUUCAGUGCAUUUAAAUAAUCAACAAAUGCAGAAUAACUGAAAGAGAGCUCUGAGGAAUACUAAAUUCCAAAAUAAGUAAAAUAGGAAAAGCAUUAGAGUGGUGCAAUGUUUGUGAAGUAGGAGCUGGGAAAGAUAAUUAUAUUGCAGGGUAAGAGUUCAUAUUUUCAUCAGAAAGAUGGUGAAAAACAUAACCUAGGUUAUUACCACGUUUCUCUGGGAAAUUGUGUGAAUUUUUGUAGUAAUGAUGUAAAUCCAUUUGUUUUACUUAGGCUCCUCAAGCUGUGUAAAGGAUACUCACUUUCCUAAAUAUCCUUUGAUUUGUAUGAAAUAAAGAUUAUAUGGGUUUGGAAUACUA
Molecule: messenger RNA, 4162 nt
Organism: Parus major (Great Tit)
Lineage: Eukaryota; Metazoa; Chordata; Aves; Passeriformes; Paridae
Gene: SLC38A9
Product: solute carrier family 38 member 9
Exons: 15
Coding region: 876-2555 (559 amino acids)
Biological process (GO): amino acid transmembrane transport
Molecular function (GO): amino acid transmembrane transporter activity
Source: RefSeq, a predicted model, not a curated record